AUGUACAAGCUCUCUGCACUCGCGGUUCUAUUAGCACAGGUCGGGUCGAUUGUUGCCCACGGGGGUGUAGUCAGUAUUGGCAUUGGAGGUACCAAGUACCAGGGAUGGCAACCAUAUAACUCGCCCAGUGGGCAGGUGACGGCUGGUCGACCAUACUCAAGCUUUGACCCCAUUCUUAGCCCGACUGCUUCAACUAUUCAUUGCAAUAACAACGGCGAGUCGGGCCCCAGUCAACAAACUCUGACCAUCGCUGCUGGUACUAAUAUUACGUCCUAUUACACCCAGUGGACGCACGCAGAAGGUCCCUACACAGUCUACCUCGCUGCAUGCCCCUCGAGCGGGUGCACCGGGGUUAGUUCUGCAAGCGUCUCUUGGUUUAAAAUCGGCGAACAGGGCCUCAUCAGUGGCACUGUCGGUAAGGGCCAAUGGGCCAACGGCCUUCUUAUGAAGAAUCUCUCUUGGAGCACGAAGAUCCCAUCUAACCUCAAGGCUGGCUACUAUCUUAUUCGUUGGGAGACACUUGCCCUGCAUCAGGCCAACACCCCACAAUUCUACCCCGAGUGCGCUCAGCUGCAAGUCACCGGAGGAGGAUCUACUGUUCCCACGAGUGAUUAUCUUGUCAAGAUUCCGGGUGCAUGGAAGGCAUCCGACCCGGGCGUGACAAUUGAUAUUUACAGCACCGCUGCACAAACCCAGACUACUUAUGUUAUUCCUGGCCCUCGUAUUUACCCGGGUUUCACCUGA
Messenger RNA from Rhizoctonia solani, 744 nucleotides. RefSeq names its product glycoside hydrolase family 61 protein. The transcript has 6 exons. Lineage: Eukaryota; Fungi; Basidiomycota; Agaricomycetes; Cantharellales; Ceratobasidiaceae. The record is from RefSeq and is a predicted model, not a curated record. Bases 1 to 744 code for a protein of 247 amino acids.